Messenger RNA from Magallana angulata, 1830 nucleotides. RefSeq names its product beta-1,3-galactosyltransferase 5-like. Gene Ontology annotation, molecular function: hexosyltransferase activity. The transcript is spliced from 2 exons. The record is from RefSeq and is a predicted model, not a curated record. The coding region runs from base 306 to 1367 and encodes 353 amino acids. NCBI's taxonomy places the organism in Eukaryota, Metazoa, Mollusca, Bivalvia, Ostreida, Ostreidae. Gene Ontology annotation, cellular component: membrane.
UGAGCCUGUGCUUGUGACUGCUAGGCGUAGAAUUCUCUAAAGUUAGUCAAUCCCUGUGUUUGUGUGAGAUAAUUUAUGGAUGCAUCUGUGUCUCUCUUCAAUUAAAGGAAGUUAGCAAGAUUACAUUUUAAUACAAACCGUAAAGUCCUUGUACGAUUAUAGGGCUUUCUCAACGGUAUAUAUAUUCUAUUCGCAUGUUAAUUGUGACUUAAAACCGACCUAGACUGACAGCUUAUGUGACCUUGACAUUUGUCUGUACUUGCGCCGUGCUCUUGUUCAGAAGGGAGAGGACACUUAGAAAGAAUAUGAAUCCAUCCAUAUGUGCCUACCUGGCCAGGCUGAGGAGAAAAGUACGUUAUUUCCAAAAUCGAUCAUUAACAUACGCAACAUUAUUAAAAGUGACCGUUUUAUUUCUACUGUCAACUUUGUAUAUUCUGCAAAAUUCCGUAAAAACAACAACCAAAGACACUACACUAGCGUGGUCAAACACCGCCAUUAAGAAAGCUUUACACCAAAAGGAGCCCACCAAGGCAGUCACCUUGAAACCAUGUGAAGACGGCGGACUAUCGGUGACUUUGUUGAUUAUGGUUAACAGUGAAUGUACUAAUUUCAAACAUCGGGCAGCGAUUCGUGAAUCCUGGGGCUCUGUGUCUGUGAGCGAUAAGAGUGUUCGAGUAAUAUUUGUGUUGGGUAUACCACGUGAUCAAGCUGUUCAGGAGAGCAUAAAUCUAGAGCAAGUCAUCUACAACGAUAUUCUAAUUGCAAAUGUAACAGAAGCCUACGAUAAAUUGACGUACAAAUCCAUUGCAAUAUUGAAAUGGGCUCACACGUUUUGCAGUAAAGUGAAAUACCUUAUUAAAGUAGACGAUGAUAUAUUUUUCAACGUUCGUAGACUCCUGUUGGAUCUAGAGAACAACAAACCCGUCAAUUCUAUUAUAGGAUGCGAGGAAAGUAAAAAUGCUCCCGUUAGGUUCUUUUUGUUCAAAUGGCACGUGACACGUGAACAAUACAGCGCUGAUACCUACCCCGUGUAUAUAACAGGACCAGCGUACCUCAUCACGGGGGACAUCAUAUCCAAACUGUACCGGGCGACAUUCGAUGUGCCGUACUUCUUUAUUGAGGAUAUUUUUAUAACAGGACUGGCCAGAGAGAAGAUAGGAGCGCGCGAAAUUGGUCAUAAGGAGUUUUCUUGUAGUUACCGGGACAGAAGCCCGUGUGGGGUCAGUUUUAGAGAUUACAUGGUGGGCCAUCAUUAUUAUCCGGACGAAAUGGUCAGAAUGUGGUCUGAAUUAAAUGACCCAAAUGCCAAAUGUCGAUUUCGGGAUAAUUACUUGAUCGCUACAAUUCUUGAUUUCUUUCACGGAUGAUCAUCCGCAUUGCUCAUAUACGCAAUAUUCUCUAACUGCUUGAAGCCCUAUCACGGGUGAUCGUUCAUUUGUUUAGAUACGCAAUACGUGUAUUAUCGAACUGUUCAAAAUGUUACGGAGUAAUAAGUAAUUCUUAGCUAAUUUAUUGGAAUUACCUGCUUUUAAGGGCUUUUAAAUAUCAAAGGCUUUUAAAACCAUUUUUAAAGAAAAAAAUUUAAUGUGUAUAUAGCUCUAUAUACGUUUUCAUUUUUAAAAUAUUGCACAUUAGUUGUAGAAUCUAAUUUUUUUUGGAAGAAUAUCUAUAUUUUAAGAAAAAAAGUCUUGCACGUGUGUCUGUCAGAGAGAGAGAGAGAGAGAGAGAGAGAGAGAGAGAGAGAGAGAGAGAGAAGAGAGAGAGAGUAUAAAAACUAUUUGUACCUUUUUAUUGAUUUUUUAAUUAAAGGAUAACACGGGUUGUCUCUAU